Molecule: messenger RNA, 741 nt
Organism: Sungouiella intermedia
Lineage: Eukaryota; Fungi; Ascomycota; Pichiomycetes; Serinales; Metschnikowiaceae
Source: the annotation of a GenBank genome assembly
AUGCCUGCUAAAACAUUCGACGAUGUCGAUGACAUGGACUUCGAGGGCCAGGACCCUAACGGUCUCAUCAACUACAACGACGCCAUCUCCUAUUGGCUGUCAGUGCCAGCCUCUGUCAACGGAGUUCUCGGAGGUUUUGGAGAACAGACUCCAGUUCCAAAGGCGGACAUCAUUGGGUCUGGAACCUUCUUGAGAAAGCUCAAAACUCGUAUGGAGUGUCCUCCAGAUAUGGAGAAGCUCACCAUAGACAUGGGAGCCGGUAUUGGCCGCAUUACCCGAGACUUGUUAUGGAAAGUCAGUGACAAAUGUGAUUUGCUUGAGCCAGUGCAGCCAUUUGUGGCUCAGAUGGAGAAUGAGCUUGUAGAUGUGGCCCAGAAGGGUAAGUUGGGCGAUAUUUACCCGAUUGGAAUGCAAGAGUGGCUGUGUGACCCCAGCAAACUCGGCAAGUAUUGGCUCGUUUGGUGUCAGUGGUGUGUUGGCCAACUUCCAGAUGACGAGUUGGUCAAGUUGUGGGUUCGUUGUAAGGAAGCUUUGAUGCCCAACGGAACCUUGGUAGUGAAGGAGAACAUUGCACCUGUGGAAGAUGUGUUUGAUUCUACGGACCUGAGUGUUACUAGAACCGAUGCCAAGUUCCGUGAAUUGUUUCAGUUGGCUGGCUAUAAGUUGAUUGCCAGCGAGGUCCAGAAGGGAAUGCCCAAGGAGUUGUACCCCGUGCGGAUGUACUGUCUCAAGGCAUUGUAA